CAUUUGUGCUCGGUGGAGAACUUGGCUGCUGUUGGUUGUGACAGAGGACAAACAGAGAGCAAGGUGUCCAACAUGUCUGUGGAUUGGGUCGGAUAUGGAUAUGCAGCCCUGAUCGCAACCGGGGGAGCCAUUGGUUUUGUUAAAGCAGGCAGUACCCCCUCCCUUGCUGCGGGUCUUAUCUUCGGUGGCCUCGCUGGUUUGGGCGCCUACCAGAUCUCCAAUGACCCUAAGAAUAUUUGGGUGUCCCUCGCUACAUCCGGAGCUCUGGCUGGCGUCAUGGGAAAGAGGUUCUAUGGGUCCAGGAAGUUCAUGCCAGCUGGCUUGAUUGCUGGAGCAAGUCUUCUGAUGAUGGGAAAGCUCAGUAUGACGCUGCUCCAGAAACCGCAGGAGUCCUGAUGGAGUCGAGGUUCUGAUGUGCCCCCAUCUUCUACUUCAGGAGCUUCUUGUCUUUAUUUGUCAUUUACUGUUAAUGUUAUUUUAUAAAGGAUGAAAUAUAAUACCUUGUUUAUAUAUUACAAA
Messenger RNA from Pseudoliparis swirei, 519 nucleotides. It is a transcript of the gene tmem14ca, whose product is annotated as transmembrane protein 14Ca. The transcript is spliced from 5 exons. The coding region runs from base 73 to 396 and encodes 107 amino acids. The record is from RefSeq and is a predicted model, not a curated record. Gene Ontology annotation, cellular component: mitochondrial membrane. NCBI's taxonomy places the organism in Eukaryota, Metazoa, Chordata, Actinopteri, Perciformes, Liparidae. Gene Ontology annotation, biological process: regulation of heme biosynthetic process.